This is a messenger RNA of Lodderomyces oxycetoniae, 1527 nucleotides long. It is a transcript of the gene QDR1, whose product is annotated as multidrug transporter. NCBI's taxonomy places the organism in Eukaryota, Fungi, Ascomycota, Pichiomycetes, Serinales, Debaryomycetaceae. Gene Ontology annotation, cellular component: plasma membrane. Gene Ontology annotation, molecular function: transmembrane transporter activity. Gene Ontology annotation, biological process: transmembrane transport. Bases 1 to 1527 code for a protein of 508 amino acids. The transcript has a single exon. The record is from RefSeq and is a predicted model, not a curated record.
AUGGGGAAAUACAUCGAAGAAGAUGAUAAUCAGGAGACGUUGCAUUCGUUUGCCACAACUGAAUCAAAAGAGAAUUAUCCCUAUACAAUCUUUGAGAAACGAGAAAAGUUCUUGUUGAUCUUAAUCUUGAGUGCUAUUGGCUUUUGGAGUACAAUAAGCUCUCCCAUAUAUUUUCCUGCGUUGCCAACAUUGACUUCCGAUUUCCAUACAUCAGUAUCUAUGAUGAAUAUAACGGUUGUUUCUUAUCUCCUAUUUCAAGGACUAGCACCAACAGUGUCAUCUAACAUUGCAGAUACAAUUGGAAGACGGCCGGUUUUACUUGCAAGUUUGUUGAUAUAUAUUGCCUCAUGUAUUGCAUUGUCACAGACAGAUGUUUAUUGGUUGCUAAUUCUAUUACGAUGCAUACAAGCAGCUGGAAUUGCCCCUGUUAUAUCUAUUAGUUCAGGUGUCUCAGCAGAUGUGUGUACUACUGUUAAUCGUGGUGCAAUGGUUGGGGCAGUCACUGGAUUCCAGUUCGUUGGAAACGGCAUUGGUGGAUUGGUAGGAGCAGCUUUGAUCAGUGGAUUUGAUACAUGGAGGUCUAUGUUUAUAUUUUUGGCCAUUGGUGGCAUGGUAACAUUGCUAGCUGCAAUAUUUGUUUUACCUGAAACAUCACGUAAUAUUGUUGGCAAUGGCACUGUAGUGCCAAAAAAUAUUUUGAACAAAUCUGCUUUGAUAUGUAUGCCAUUUUUUAAAAAGAAGUUGACAAACGAAGUUCUGACCAUAACACCUAAAAACCCGUUUGACAUUUUGGGUCCUUUUAGAAUAUUCAUUGAAAAAGAGAUCUUUUUUACUUUGUUACCACUGGGUAUGCACUUUGCAGCUUGGACUAUUGCACAAGCAUCUUUAUCUACAGAGUUGGAGUCCCCGAAAUACAAUUAUAGCGUUAUGCACGUUGGUCUCAUAUACUUACCUCAAGGUCUUGCUUGUCUUUUUGGAUCACUAAUAGUGGGGAAAAUGAUGAAUUGGUACUAUACUUAUAGAAGAAAGUUGUAUGAUACUCAAAUGGAGAAUGUACCAAUUCACGAGAGACCGCCUUUCAAUAUCAUUGCCACAAGGUUAACAUUAACGAUUGUCCCAACAGUGUUGAUGGUAAUCGGAUUGGUUACCUUCGGAUGGUGCAUACAAUUCCAUAGACACAUUAUAUCCAUUAUAAUAUCAUCCAGCUUGAUAUCAUUUUCAUCAACGCUAUUGAUAUCAAUUUCUACAACCAUGUUGGUUGAUCUACACCCCACCCAGGGAAGUGCCUCUUCUAGUUGCCUCAACUUGAUGAGGUGUUGGCUAGCUGCCUUAUUUGCUGGCGUAUUAGACAAAAUGGUAUCGAGUAUGAACCUUGGCGGAACCUACACGUUAAUGGCUGGAUUAUGUUUGCUAAGUGACUGCGGGUUGGUUCUAGUUUUAUACUGGGCAAAGCAGACUCAAGAGACAUUUAGUCUGACUGCAAGUACCAGAGUUCAGUCCGCUGCUAGUUCUUUCAUAGAGAAGUAA